AUGGAGGUCGCUCACCCCCUUCCCCCUCAGGGUCCUGCUCCUUCAGGUGUCUCUCAGGUAGACCCUCCUCCCGUUGCUGAGCCUGUCGAGGUCACAGGUGACUCAGGUGCUGCUGCGGGUGGUGCUGCUGGGAGUGCUGAGCCUGGGGGUGCUGAGCCUGGGAGUGCUGGGUCUGGGGGGGGUGGGGCUGCGGGUGCUGGGACUGAGGGUGCUGGAGCUGAGGGUCCGCUGCCUGAGAGUACGGAGCCUGGGGGUGCUGAGCCUGGGGGUGCUGAGCCUGCGGGUGCGGGGCCUGGGAGUGCUGGGACUGCGGGUGCUGGAGCUGAGGGUACUGUGCCUGAGAGUUUGCCGCCUGGGGGUGCUGAGCCUGGGGGUGCUGCGACUGGGGGUGCUGAGCCUGCGGGUACUGAGCCUGCGGGUACUGAGCCUGGGGGUGUUGCUACUGAGCCUACGGAGCCUCGGGUUACUGCGUCUGGGGGUGCUCCGGUUCGGGGUGCUGAGCAGUCUCUCACACCGCAGCAGCUUCGUGACUGGUACGUCCGGCGCUUUCGCCGUCCUAGUGGCUCGGCUGGAGUUGGGGGUGCUGGGGCUGCUCGUCCUGGGGGUGCUCGUACUGGGGGUACUGGAGCUGCCGGGACUGGUUGUUCUGGGAGCACUGCGACUGGAGCUGCUGGAGCUGGGGACUCUGGCGCUGGCGGUGCUAGCGGAGUUGGAGCUGCCGACUCUGGGGGUGGCGCUGCUGCUGGUGCUGCGGACCCGCCUGGUGGAGCUGCUGCUGGAGCUGAGGACCCGAGCGGUGGCGCUGCUGCUGGUACUGGGGACCCGGACGUUGGAGCUCCUGCUGGUCCUGAGGACCCGGCCGCUGGAGUCUCUUCUGCUUCUGGAGACGCUGCGCGGCCGCGACCGUACUUCGUACCGCUCCUUCAGCAGGUUCUUGGGCAGGCUCCUCCUCCUUGUCCUCCUCCCUCUGUAGAGUGUCCUCCGCCUGUCCAGCCGCAGUCACAGCUACCGCCUGCCUCGCCUCUCCCUGCUCCCUCUCCUUACGCUGGUCCCACAGGAGGUCUUACAGAGCGUCGUGAGCCUGAGUCUCGUCCUGCGUCGCCUGUUCGUCCUGCUCGCACUGGUAGUCGUGUCCGUCGUGAGCGUCCUCCUCCUGUCCCAGGCACUCACUACAUGACUCUGCGUCCCUCUACUGCUCCUCGGCGUGUCCCUCUACCGUCUCCUCCUGAGUCCUCUUUGCCUGCCAUUCCGGACCCUGAGUCUGACCGGUAUCGCGCUGAGCACCCUACAGUCACGCGUCUCCUAGCUACUGUUGUCACUGACCCUACCUUUGAGUCCUCGGCUGCGUCUGCUCUGGUCGCUGAGUUGGUUGACUUUGCUGCUGCCUGUCGUCUAGACUACGCUGCUAGCCUUGUUGCUGAGUCAGAGUCUGCGUCUGUCUGUCCUCCGUCCGUCGGGGGUGAGUGUGCUCUUGGCACGGACGUCCUUGAGGACAGGCAGGAGGACUUUGACUCUCUUGCGGCUGCUGUACCUCAUCUCGUGGCCUGGUUGCUUGCCCCUGAGGGAGACCCGGAUGCACUAGACAUCCCCACUCCGCGCACUUACGCAGAGGCGAUCUCGGGUCCCUACUCCUCUCAGUGGCAGACAGCCAUGGACGCAGAGAUGGCAUCCUGGAAGUCCACAGGCACCUACGUCGACGAGGUUCCCCCUCCUGGGGCGAACAUCGUCGAUGGCAUGUGGAUUUUCAGGGUGAAGCGGCCGCCAGGUUCUCCGCCUGUCUUCAAGGCUCGUUACGUUGCUAGAGGCUUCAGUCAGCGUCAGGGGGUCGACUUCUUCCAGACCUUCUCCCCCACCCCGAAGAUGACCACUCUUCGGGUUCUGCUGCACGUUGCUGCUCAGCGUGACUACGAGCUUCACUCUCUUGACUUCACCACAGCGUUCCUGCAGGGCAGCCUGCAUGAGGAGAUCUGGCUGCGCCGCCCACCUGGCUUUACUGGGUCGUUUCCCCCUGGUACCCAGUGGAGUCUCCGCCGGCCAGUCUACGGUCUCCGCCAGGCGCCACGUGAGUGGCACGACACACUGAGGACUACACUUGCGGCUCUUGGGUUCGCGCCGUCUACUGCUGACCCGUCGCUGUUUCUGCGCACAGACACGUCGCUGCCGCCGUUCUACAUUCUCGUGUACGUCGACGACUUGGUCUUUGCUACUGCUGACACUGAGGCACUCGCUCGUGUGAAGUCGGAGCUGCAGAAGAGACACACCUGCACUGACCUGGGUGAACUGCGUAGCUACCUUGGCUUGCAGAUCACCCGGGACAGAGCUCGCCGCACCAUCACCCUGACUCAGUCACACAUGGUGCAACAGGUCCUUCAGCGCUUCGGCUUCCAGUUCUCCUCACCACAGGCCACACCUCUGGCUACCAGCCACUCGCUCUCAGCUCCACCUUCGGACGAGUCCGUAGAGCCGAGUGGCCCGUACCCAGAGCUUGUAGGCUGCCUCAUGUACCUGAUGACCUGCACGCGACCUGACCUCGCGUACCCUCUUAGCAUCCUUGCUCGUUACGUUGCGCCUGGGAGACACAGGCGAGAGCACUGGGAGGCUGCUAAGAGGGUGCUGCGUUACUUGUGCAGUACAUCAGGCAUGGGGCUGGUGCUUGGAGGACGCGACAGAGUUGUCCUCACUGGUCACUCGGACGCUUCUUGGGUGGACGACCUGGCUACGCAGCGGUCGUCACAGGGUUACACCUUCAGCCUUGGCUCUGGUUCUGUCUCGUGGCGGUCCACCCGCUCUUCCUCUGUUCUCGGCUCUAGUUGUGAGGCUGAGAUCUACGCCACAGCCAUGGCUGCACAGGAGUUACGCUGGCUCACCUACCUGCUGACUGACUUGGGAGAGCGGCCUAGUUCUCCUCCAGUUCUGUACGGUGACAACAAGGCGGCUCUUGCCUUGUGUCAGGAGCACAGACUGGAGCACAGGACGAAGCACAUUGCUCUUCGCUACUUUCUUGCUCGAGAGCUUCAGCAGCGCGGUCAGCUUCGGCUUGUGUACGUGGACUCGAAGGCCAACACUGCUGAUAUCUUCACCAAGGCGCUCCCGCCUAGUGAUCAUCAGCGGCACUGUACUUCUUUAGGCCUUGUGUCCACAUUUCCUCACUUGCUCACUGCUUGA
This is a messenger RNA of Closterium sp. Yama58-4, 3165 nucleotides long. The record is from the annotation of a GenBank genome assembly. NCBI's taxonomy places the organism in Eukaryota, Viridiplantae, Streptophyta, Zygnematophyceae, Desmidiales, Closteriaceae.